GGAAUUUCUUUGAAUUUCAAAGAAAUCCUCAAGCAGGUCAAGAAGAAGACAAUGAUGGCGCUAGUGCUGAUGGAAUUCAUGCUCUUCGAGCGAGAAUCCUGGAAGUACUUCGAAAGGAACCUUACAUGGGAGAGAAGAUACCAGUGAGAUGGUUUAACUUCGAAAAGGUCAUUGAAGCUUUGGUAGCUGACAAUGUAUACCACACGAAUACUGUCCAUCUUCAAACCUAUGCCAAGGAUGUGUGUUUCAUAGAAGACGAUGGACAGUUUCACACCAUGUUGAAUUUCUAUCACGACUUAGGAAUGAUUGUGAAACACCGCAGUACAGUCAUUCUGAAGGCGCAGUGGUUAAUCGAUCUAUUCAAGAAGCUUAUAACCAUCCCAGCAUUCAAAAAAGCGGAUCCUGUGCACUCCAAGUACUGGCUUGAGCUCGAGAGAAGUGGUGUGCUUAAGAUGGAGCUUGUUGAUCAUGUUUUCUCACCCCUUAUUCAGCAAGGCGUCAACAAGGGAGACAUCUUGGAUAUGAUGGAGCAGUUUGGUUUGAUUGCCAAAUACUCACCAUCUCUGGCUGACGUUCAGUACUUUGUACCAUGUCAACUGAGGUCUUCGCCUGAAGAGCUUUGUAAAGUGGAGCCGUCAUCUACAGAUCCUUGUCCUUUGUAUCUUCAUUUCCUAGAAGGCUUUGUCCCGCAUGGUCUUUUUACUCGUCUUGUUUCGAAAUCGGUUGCUUGGUGUGGUGCAAGUGGAUUGUCACAGCCUCCAAAACUCUACCAGAAUGGUGCAUGGUUCGUUCUUGAAGGACGCGUCAUACAUGAUAUGAUUAUGAUUUGAAAAAAGAAGUUCAUAAAAAUCCUCUUGAGACAAAGAAUUAAGACGGGAGCACUUCCAGUGUCUAAUUCAACUUUGGCAGAGGUAGCUAGAAGUGUGCGAUUGUUUAUAGAGAGCAUUUUAGAAAAGAUGUCACGGGAGUUUCCAUACUUGAGCAGAAUGCAGCAUGAAUUUUGUGUUGAAUGCCCCUACUGUCAGCAAGGAGGUCGCAAGUGCACAAACCACAACCAAUUGUCCUGUACAGAAGAAGAAUGCAUACACCUGCUUGAAUUGAGACAAGGUCAGGAUUUGAUCUGUAUGGAAAGCAUGUCUAAUGAAGUACUUACAGUUCCUGGACAAGAGAGAUGGUUAUUGAACCAGGACUUGGCUCCGUCAGUAAGAAGAACCUCACAAGUCGUUCCAUUACGUGGUCACCCAGCAGAGUGCGACAAAACUUUGAAAGUUGCUCUUCUGGCCAGUGAGUGGAAUUCAUCAAUGGGGGGUCUGUCCACCAUCAACAGACACCUUGCCAUCCUUAUGGCCAAACGUAAUGAGGUAGAAGUCACUCUCUUGGUCCCACAAUUUGCUUGUUCUGAAGAAGAGAAGAGAGAUGCAGAAAGUCACAAGAUUAUCAUCAAAGAAGCCGAGAGACGUCCUGGUUUCGACGCUCUUGACUGGUUGAGCUUCCCUCCGAAAGACCUGGUAAUUGACGUGGUCCUGGGUCAUGGAGCCAAGUUAGGUAGGCAAGCCCAAAUCAUUAGGGAGUCCCAUAGUUGCCAAUGGGUACAAGUAGUACAUACUGCGCCUGAAGAGCUCGGAAUGUUCAAAAACUAUCCGAGAGCCAUUGCCAGAGGAGAAGAGAAGACUACAGCCGAAGUAGAUUUGUGUAAAUUGGCAAAUCUAGUUGUAGCGGUAGGACCCAAGUUGACGGAGGCCUACUCUGCCUAUCUUCAAUCAUGUGAGAGGCAGCAGGAUAUCAUGUCGCUCACUCCUGGCACUUUCAAGGAGUUUUCAACUCUAAAUCAUGCCUCAAUUGACUCUGAAAAGUUUAGGGUGUUGACCUUUGGUCGUGGUGACCCUGAGGACUUCGGUCUGAAAGGGUACGAUAUCGCUGCUAAAGCAGUAGCUGAACUGAAAGACAACUCCUACCAUCUGAUCUUUGUGGGUGCACCUGAUGGAAAACAGGAGGCACUGGGAGAAACAGUGUGACAUUCUUGUUGAUAAGAUGUGGGACAAAGUUCAUGGGGCAGAAAUCGUCAAAGGAAUCAAAAUCCAACAUGGCAAGUUGAGACAGUCUUUAGUUCAGUGCCUCAGGGAAAACUCCAAACUGGCUAAAAAAAGUGUUUCGGCAGCUAUAGCUACAAACCAGGAAGACCUUAACGAAGAAACAGAACGCAACUAG
This is a messenger RNA of Pocillopora damicornis (cauliflower coral), 2208 nucleotides long. RefSeq lists its product as uncharacterized. The record is from RefSeq and is a predicted model, not a curated record. Gene Ontology annotation, molecular function: GTP binding; GTPase activity; protein binding. NCBI's taxonomy places the organism in Eukaryota, Metazoa, Cnidaria, Anthozoa, Scleractinia, Pocilloporidae.